Molecule: messenger RNA, 2143 nt
Organism: Aspergillus japonicus CBS 114.51
Lineage: Eukaryota; Fungi; Ascomycota; Eurotiomycetes; Eurotiales; Aspergillaceae
Product: glycoside hydrolase
Exons: 2
Biological process (GO): carbohydrate metabolic process
Molecular function (GO): hydrolase activity, hydrolyzing O-glycosyl compounds; chitin binding
Source: RefSeq, a predicted model, not a curated record
UUCUGCGACAGCUCUUUCGAAAACCCAGUCUAACCAGACCCUUGCAAUUCUCCAAGACAUGCGGACAUAUCUAUUGGGUAAUUGUCAGAAGUCGACUAUCUUUGCCUUCUCGGAAGUUGACAAAGUGGCCGCGGGUAUUUACAUCGGAGGGAGUCUCCAACAUGCCCACAAUAUCGAUGCUAUUAUGGACGAUGUCGCGGACUUGCUUCAGACCUCGCAGAUUUAUGACAGUGGAGUGUGGCAAUACUGUGGAAUCAACUCCAAUCGCACUCUGGGACUUGCAGUCGAUUUGAAUGGCGACUUGGCAGCUGUGCAACAGUAUGUCCGCACUUGGAGCGAUGGGAAAUGUGUUUCGGGUUUUACCACCACCCAAACAGGGAGCGCCGAGCUUGCCUUGACUAACACACUCCUUUCCAAUUCUUCCCAGUCAGGCAUCUCCCAUACACACUCCGUGCUUCACGCCCAUCGUCGUUCUACUUGCUCGUAUGUGCAGGUGGUGUCAGGAGAUUCUUGCGCUUCUCUUGUUGAGGAGUGCGGCAUCACAUCCGAUGAGUUCUAUGAUUACAACACCGCCAGCGACCUCUGUUCAACCCUUGCCGUGGGCCAGUAUGUCUGUUGCUCAUCAGGCACUCUUCCCGAUUUUGCUCCAUCACCCUAUGCUAAUGGAACGUGUUAUACCUACGACGUUGUGUCUGGGGACUCGUGCUCGGUCCUUGCAGCAACGUAUAGCAUAACGGAAGAUGACAUCGAGGAUUUCAACUCCGAUACCUGGGCUUGGUAUGGCUGCGACAACUUGCAAGCUGGUCAGUCUAUCUGCUUGUCGGAUGGCAAUGCUCCUUUACCCAUCGCAAUCACCAAUGCAGUUUGCGGGCCCCAAGUCCCAGGAACCAACUUCACCGGUGCAACCGAUGCAGCGGCAUGGGCCCUACUCAACCCAUGCCCGGUCAAUGCGUGCUGUGACACCUAUGGCCAGUGUGGCGCCACUCCCGAUUACUGCAAUGAUACUUUGGCUGCCACUGGUGCGCCUGGCACCGCGGCUGCUGGCUCUUACGGUUGCAUCUCCAAUUGCGGAACAGAUAUUGUAAACACCGCAACUGCGCCUUCAUCCUACUCCGCCGUAGGCUACUUUGAAGCCACCAGCGUUGAUCGACCUUGUCUGCAAAUGAACGGUUUUAGCAUCAGUCCUCAGCAGUACACUCAUGUUCAUUUCGCGUUCGGCAACAUCACCUCGACAUAUUCCGUCAGCAUCGCCGGGGCAGAGCAGCAAUUCACGUAUUUUCAGGAACUAGAAGGCAUGAAGCGCAUCAUAAGCUUCGGCGGCUGGGAUUUUUCCACUAGUCCUGACACCUAUAUGAUCUUCCGUGAAGCCGUCACCGCCGACAACCGCGAUACGCUGGUCCAGAACGUCGUCGACUUCUUGGAUCAGUACGACCUGGAUGGUGUGGACUUCGACUGGGAGUACCCCGGAGAGCCUGAUAUCCCUGGGAUUCCUGCCGGAAGUGAUGAGGAUGGCUCCAACUACCUGGCUUUCCUUACAGCCCUACGCGCGGCCUUACCCUCCAAGUCCAUCUCUAUCUCCGCCCCGGCAUCCUACUGGUACCUAAAGGCUUUCCCCAUUGCGGAGAUUGCCGAGGUGGUUGAUUACAUUGUCUUCAUGGCGUAUGAUCUGCACGGCACCUGGGAUCUGGGAGACGACUCUGCCCAGUCCGGCUGUGCUGCGGGCGACUGCUUGUUCAACCACGUCAACCUCACCGAAACGAUGUGGGCUUUGUCCAUGAUCUCCAAGGCCCCGGUGGCCACCAGUUCAAUCAUGGUAGGCGUAGCCAGCUACGGCCGCUCGUUCGAAAUGACGACCGCCGGCUGCUAUUCCUCGUCCUGCACGUGGUCCGCAGGAGGAGCGGCAGGCCCGUGUACCCAGACCACCGGCUACAUCUCGAACGCCGAGAUCAAUCAAAUCCUUGCGGAGAACUCGGACGCACAGUGGAUCUUCGACAGUGCCAGUGAUUCCGACAUUUUGGUGUAUAACGACACCCAGUGGGUGGGCUACAUGACCAACACAACCAAGAGCACCCGCACGGCGUAUUACCAGACAUACAACUUCGCGGGCACCAGCGAGUGGGCGAUCGAUCUGGAGGAGUUCGAA